GUCCAAGCAACGCUGCUCACCGUCCUCCCCCCGUCCUCGACAUUUUAGUUCACGAGCGACCAUGCUCACAAAGGCUGCAGCUAGGCGGGGGCUCAAGCCAUUGGGGAACGUAGUCAAGAGAGGCUUUGCAACGGUGCAGGAUCCACCGGUGAGGCAUUAUGGUGGCCUCAAGGACCAGGACCGUAUAUUUACUAACUUGUAUAGUCGGCACGACCACGGCCUAAAGGGUGCUCAGAGUCGUGGAGACUGGCAUCGCACAAAAGAUAUCUUAAACAAGGGCGAUGCAUGGAUCAUCCAGACGAUGAAGGACUCAGGUCUGCGCGGACGCGGAGGUGCUGGAUUCCCGAGUGGCCUGAAGUGGAGUUUCAUGAACAAGCCUGGAUGGAAGGAGGAUCCGAGACCACGAUACCUGGUCGUAAACGCCGACGAAGGCGAGCCCGGGACUUGCAAAGACCGGGAGAUCAUGCGUGGGGACCCCCACAAGCUCGUCGAAGGCUGCCUCGUGGCUGGGCGAGCGAUGAACGCGACCGCGGCCUACAUCUACAUCCGUGGCGAGUUCUAUCAAGAGGCGUCACACGUCCAGCAGGCGAUCAACGAGGCUUACCGUGCGGGUCUGAUCGGGAAGAACGCCUGUGGAAGCGGGUACGACUUCGACGUUUACUUGCACCGGGGUGCUGGCGCGUACAUCUGUGGAGAGGAGACUGCGCUCAUCGAGAGUCUGGAGGGGAAGCAGGGCAAGCCCAGGUUGAAACCUCCCUUCCCCGCUGAUGUCGGCCUGUUUGGCUGCCCAUCCACUGUGGCGAAUGUCGAGACUGUGUCGGUGGCGCCGACGAUCUGCCGGCGUGGAGGUCAGUGGUUUGCAUCCUUCGGUCGGGAAAGGAAUCAGGGCACAAAGCUGUUCUGUAUUUCUGGACAUGUCAACAACCCGUGCACGAUCGAGGAGGAGAUGAGCAUCCCGCUCAAGGAUCUUGUCGAGAAGCACUGCGGCGGUGUUCGCGGUGGAUGGGACAACUUGCUGGGCAUAAUUCCUGGGGGGAGCAGUGUACCCAUUCUGCCGAAGAACAAGUGUGAAGAAGUAUUGAUGGACUUUGAUUCCCUCCGCGAUGCCCAAUCUGGUCUCGGCACUGGUGCUGUCAUCGUCAUGGACAAGUCGACCGACGUAGUUCAGGCCAUCGCGCGGUUCUCCCACUUCUACAAGCACGAAUCAUGCGGCCAGUGCACCCCGUGCCGCGAGGGCACCACGUGGAUGAUGAACAUGAUGGACCGAUUCGCAGAGGGGCGCGGGCAGUCGAGAGAGAUCGAUAUGUUACUAGAGAUCACCAAACAAGUCGAAGGUCGCACAAUCUGCGCUUUGGGUGACGCUGCCGCUUGGCCUAUCCAAGGUCUUAUGCGCCAUUUCCGCCCAGAAAUCGAGAAGCGUCUCGCGGACUUCAACGCCGCCAACGGUCCAGUCCUUUUCGGUGGUCGCUUGCAACGAGAUGCUCCUUCAGAACUCGCGAUCUCGGAUAAUCUAGGCCCUGAGCGACCCUCGCCUGAAGAGCAAAUGGCGUCUGUUCCUCCUCCCACAGCGACACCUGCAGCAGCUUAAAAUUUUGUACAAUUGCAGGAAUAUGUAUGUUGUUCCUCAUCGUAAUGAGAUCGUUGGCCAAAGCCCG
Messenger RNA from Dacryopinax primogenitus, 1655 nucleotides. RefSeq names its product NADH-ubiquinone oxidoreductase. Gene Ontology annotation, molecular function: 4 iron, 4 sulfur cluster binding; NADH dehydrogenase (ubiquinone) activity; FMN binding. NCBI's taxonomy places the organism in Eukaryota, Fungi, Basidiomycota, Dacrymycetes, Dacrymycetales, Dacrymycetaceae. The transcript is spliced from 9 exons. The coding region runs from base 62 to 1588 and encodes 508 amino acids. The record is from RefSeq and is a predicted model, not a curated record.